This is a messenger RNA of Maniola jurtina (meadow brown), 1712 nucleotides long. RefSeq names its product DNA polymerase delta subunit 3 (gene PolD3). The record is from RefSeq and is a predicted model, not a curated record. Gene Ontology annotation, cellular component: nucleus; delta DNA polymerase complex. Gene Ontology annotation, biological process: DNA strand elongation involved in DNA replication; DNA synthesis involved in UV-damage excision repair; DNA replication. Gene Ontology annotation, molecular function: DNA-directed DNA polymerase activity. The transcript has 2 exons. Bases 176 to 1621 code for a protein of 481 amino acids. Lineage: Eukaryota; Metazoa; Arthropoda; Insecta; Lepidoptera; Nymphalidae.
AAAGUGCCAUGAAAGUGCGCUAAAAACAAUGUCAAAAUCAUUCAAAAAAUCUUUUAUUUAAAUCAAAGUUUCUAUGUUUCUUCUUUUCAGUGAUUACAUAGGUACUCUUUGCAAGUUUGCUUCUUUUCAAACGUUGAAAUUGUAGUUGUAGUUCUAGUUAAUCAGUUCUAUAAAAAUGGAUGCUGAAGAUUCCUACAAAACCAAUUUAAACACGGUUACAGAAAUGAUACUGGAUGAGGAAAAAUUAGUGACUUACAUUACUCUCAGUAAAGAUCUCUGUAUGCACGUGAAUAAUAGCAAACAAUUGCUAUCCAGAGCUGUUCAAAAAAUUCGCGAAGAACAGCCAAAUAUUCAACUAAAUGUCAGCUAUAUAAUAUCUGGGAUGUCUGGCAGUGAUGCAGCCAUAAUGACAAUAUGCACAGAAAAUGAUUUGGACAAACUACGGAAAUCAUUGUGUGUAGUAUUUUUUUAUCAUGUUUAUAGUGUAUGCAAGGGAUAUUCAGGAGUUGACAAUGCUGCUUUUUUAUUGUUUAAUAAAUAUGAGGACUAUAACCUGUGUCCAGGUUUAAUAAGGAGUAAAGAAUGUAUUAAGCGGACAUCUGAUGAAAUAGGUAACUUGAAAACCAAUAGCCAAGAAGCAAUAGUUCUUGAAAAUAAACCAUUAAUUGUUGCUAAUAAGAAAUUGAAACAAGAACCUAAACAUGUCUCAAAGAGUCAAGUGGAAGAGACACUAGCUGUGAAAGAAACAGAAAUAAUAUCUGAGACAAAAAUUAAAGUUGAAGCUGUUUCUCCUAAGAAGGAAUUCAACAAUAAACAAAAUGUUCAAAAGACAAACGGACUUAAAACUCAAAAAGGCAUUGCAUCAUUCUUUAAUAAGUCUAACAGUUUACAAACUGGUAAAGUAGCAAACAGCUUACAAAAGAAUAAUGGCAAUAAUGUUUCAGAAUAUAAGAAAACAUCUAAUGGAUCCACAGGUAGUAAAGUUGAAGACCAAAAAAUGGACAUAGAUAAUGGGAACAAUGGAAUCAAAAUGGAUAUUAAAAAAGAGGUGGUAGAUAAAAAAUUCAAAAAAGAAUCUAAGUCUGAAGAAGAAAAGAAAGAUGUCCAGAAGGAGCCUGUGCCCAGUAUUAAAAAUAAAGCUCUGAAUGAAAUCAAGAAAUUCUCAAAAGUUGACAAGAAAAGGAAAAGGGUGUUGCAUGUACCAGACAGUGAAAGUGAAGAGGACAAUGAUCCAUUUGUUGAUAAUCAAGAAAUCAAGAAUGUAAUCAAUAAUGAGUCUGAAGAUGAGAUCCCUCCUACUCCGUCAGUACGCAACAGUAUAAAAAUAACAUCUGGAAUUGUUAAUCCCAAAAAGAGAAGGAAGGUAGUUGAUAAAACAUAUACUGAUGAAGAUGGAUACAUUUUAACCAAGAAGGAGGAAGUCUACGAGAGCUGUUCUGAAAAUGAAGAUGAAGUUAAAGUCGUAAAAGACAUAAAAACAGAGAAAGAAGUAAAAAAAGUGGAAAGUGAAGUAUCACCAACAAAAACUAAGAAAAGUAGUCCUAAAAAAUCUAAAAAGAAAAUAUCUCCUCCUCAAAAAGGAAAGCAGCCAACUCUUAAUAAUUUUUUUAAAAGAAAAUAAUUAGUUUUUUUUUUGUAUCAUGACAUUGUUUAAAAAAAUACAUGUUUGUUACAAAUUAAGUUUUAUAAAAUUAAAAUAAAAGUGAUGUCAC